CCCCCGGUCCGCCCCGAGCCCCCCGGGGCACCCUCGGCCCGACCCUCCCUGAGCGCUGCGGCGGCUGGUGACGGGCAGCGGGAACCCCUCGCCCCCGGCCCCCGCUGGCACUGCCCAUCCCGCUGCCCUGCAAAGUCGCCGGGACGGUCGCGCAGCGCCCCGGGCAAGGCAGGGACUCUGCGGCACCUGCCUGCAGUGCAGCCUUGUGCGGCCGCGGGCAGCGGCGACAGGCAGCAGCCAGCGCGGCCCCGUGCUCCCACGCCACGGCGCAGGGGGGGAGUUUCUCCUCCUUUGUCUGCUCCCGGCCAGGCAGCAGCCGGUGCGCGGCAGCGGCGGAGCAGCCGGGGAAGGGCCUCGGCAGGAUCCGCGGAGCACGGCGGCCGCGGUCCCCUCCGCCCCGGCACAGCCACCGGCCCGGCCCCGCCGCGCUGGCAACGAGCAGCGACCCCGGAGGAACCGAGCUCUUCAUGACGGAAACCCGACCAGGGAGCGGGGACGGCAGCCGCGCCCGGGGACGGGGAGGACGGCAGCACUGGGGACAAGGACACUCGCGCCCCGUGCCCUCCCCCGGCGCCCGCGGUCGGCCAUGGGGAACGGCAUGAGCCAGAUCCUUCCUGGCCUCUACCUUGGGAACUUUGUCGAUGCCAAAGACCUGGAGCAGCUAAGCCGGAACAAGAUCACCCACAUCGUUUCGAUCCAUGAAUCCCCCCAGCCCUUGCUGAAGGAUAUUACCUACCUCCGCAUCCCCCUGCCUGACACCCCUGAGGCCAACAUCAAGAGGCACUUCAAGGAAUGCAUCAGUUUUAUCCACCAGUGUCGCCUGCAUGGAGGGAACUGCCUCGUCCACUGCCUCGCUGGCAUCUCCCGCAGUACCACCGUGGUCGUUGCGUAUGUCAUGGUCGUCACGGAGCUGAGCUGCCAGGAGGUGCUGGAUGCCAUCAGAACCAUCCGGCCCGUCGCCAACCCCAACCCUGGCUUCAGGCAGCAGCUGUCUGAGUUCGGCGGCAGCGCAGCCCGCAAGGUCCGCAGGCACCUGAAGCAGAGGUAUGGGACAUCCCCUUUCAAUGAUGAGGAAGAAAUAAAGGCCUUGCUGCCAGCAGGGAGAGAAGGAACAUCCAGGACAGAGGGAGCUCAGCAAGGACUGGUCCCAAGAGCCAGAGACAUCAGAAGCACAAGUCCCUUCCUGCUGCGGGUGAAGAGGACGUUCUCCUGCAUCCCGGCUUGUCUGAAGACUCGGACGUCAGACACCGCUGCGGGAAACCUGAGUCAAAGAAAAAAAUUUAAGAACCGUCCCCUCUGUCGUGGAGCAGCCAGAGCCGGCAGCGUGGGCCGGGAAAAGGAAAGUGAAAGCCGGAGCCGCUUUCGGUUUCGGCGCCGGGCCGCGAUGGCGGAGCCGGGGGCGCCCAUGCGGCUGAAGGAGUGGCUGAUCGCGCAGAUCGACAGCGGCCGGUACCCGGGGCUGCGCUGGGAGAACCGGCACCGGACGCUCUUCCGCAUCCCCUGGAAGCACGCGGCCAAGCAGGAUUACCGGCAGCAGCAGGACGCCGCGCUCUUCAAGGCUUGGGCCAUCUACAAAGGGAAGUACCAGGAAGGGACGGACAAGGCUGACCCCUCCACCUGGAAGACUCGUCUCCGCUGUGCCCUCAACAAGAGCACCGACUUCCAGGAGGUGCCAGAGCGGAGCCAGCUGGAUAUCUCUGAGCCUUACAAAGUGUACCAGAUCGUGACUGACAGAGCCUGUGAUGCAGAGGACAGUGACACACAGUCCCCAGGCAGUGAGGACCAGCAGGGCAGCACUGCAGGGAGUCCAAAGAAGGAGGAAAGCCAGAAAGACACACUGGAGGCAGACCACAGAUCUCCACAGCCCCUGCUCUCUGCCCAUCCAACUGAGAGAGGCCAGGAGAACACCUGGGAGUCCUCGAGGACAACUGCCCACAUCCCUUUACCACCUCAUCUCUGCCCUGGUCCAGGGUACCUCGUGAGAGGAGUCUUCUACGGCUGGAACCCAAUCCAUGGGCAGUUCCUCCCCAGACCCCAGUCCUACCUCCCUGUGGAAGAUGUCAACAACUCAGAUUGCUGGCUCCACAUCCGCCUCUACUACUGCGACGUGCUGGUGAAGGAGGUGACCACCCGCACGGCCGAGGGCUGUCGCAUCACCAGCCGCGCCGUGCCGGCCGACAGCGAGCGCCUCUACGGCCCCUCCUGCAUGGAGCAGAUCGAGUUCCCCCCACCGCAGGCACUCAGCGGCCACAGCCACGCGGCCGCCAUGGCCAAUGUGCUGGAGCGGCUCCUGCCCCACCUGGAGCGCGGGGUCCUGCUGUGGGUAGCGCCCGAGGGGGUCUUCAUGAAGCGCCAGUGCCAGGGCAGGGUGUACUGGAACGGGCCACUGGCCCCACACAGGAACUGGCCCAACAAGCUGGAGAGGGAGAAGACCUACAAGCUGCUGGACACACAGCAGUACCUGCAGCAGCUGUGGGAGUACCUGAGCAAUGGGCAGCUCAUGCCGCAGUACCAGAUCCACCUGUGCUUCGGGGAGGAAUUCCCCACCAGAGCCGGGCACCCCUUCCAGAAGCUCAUCAUGGCCCAUGUGGAGCCGGUGUUUGCACGGGAGCUCUUCCAUCACGCCCAGCGCUUGAGGCCAACGCUGCUCCGCAACUCCCCCCAGCUCUGUGCCCCCGGCACCUCCAGCCACGUUAUUCAUGUCCUCAAACAGCUCUGCCAGCCCUGAGCUGGGCGGGAGAGAGCUCAGUCACCAUAAAGUCUCAGAGCAGGAGGCUCUGAGCCCCACGGCCUUACUCCAGCUGUGUGUCCCGAGGCAGAGUGCACAGGGUGCUCAGCAUGAGGAACUGGAUGCAGGCAGGUUCUGGCCAGGGUGGGCGGGCACUGCUGCCCUCGUGAGUGCUGUAUUUAUUGCCCAGGAGGUCCCCAGGUGGGAUUUGCUGUGUGCCUGUUCAGCCAGUUGGGGCAGAGCCGGCUCCAUCCUUGCACCACCGGGACUUGCCAUUUGUGAAACUUAGAAAUAAAGGUUGUGUUUUGGUACCAGUGUCAGGGGCUGGCUCUGGUGUGGGGGACUGGUGCCAGUAUGAGGGGAGCACAGG
Messenger RNA from Neopelma chrysocephalum (saffron-crested tyrant-manakin), 3098 nucleotides. RefSeq names its product dual specificity phosphatase 15 (gene DUSP15). The transcript is spliced from 16 exons. Bases 587 to 2728 code for a protein of 713 amino acids. Lineage: Eukaryota; Metazoa; Chordata; Aves; Passeriformes; Pipridae. Gene Ontology annotation, biological process: regulation of transcription by RNA polymerase II; protein dephosphorylation; immune system process. The record is from RefSeq and is a predicted model, not a curated record. Gene Ontology annotation, cellular component: nucleus. Gene Ontology annotation, molecular function: protein tyrosine/serine/threonine phosphatase activity; RNA polymerase II cis-regulatory region sequence-specific DNA binding; DNA-binding transcription factor activity, RNA polymerase II-specific.